AUGGGGUCAAUGUCAACCUAUGACGUCAUUCCUGUUAACUUAUUUACUGCACUACCAAAUGUCCACUGGACAUAUGCCUGUCCAUUGGAUCCAGUGGACAAAUCAAAUGUCCACUGGACAUAUCUAUGUCCAUUGGAUCCAAUGGACAAGUGGAAUGUCCAUUGGACAUAUGCAUGUCCAAUGGAUCCAUUGGAUCCAAUGGACCAUUGGACAUACUCCCUUUGCCAUCUCACAGGCCUGCUUACCUGCAUGGGGUCGAUGCCCACAUAUUACGUCAUUCGAAAUAACUUAUUUACUCCACAACCAAAUGUCCAGUGGACAUAUUUCUGUCCAUUGGAUCCAAUGGACAAAUCAAAUGUCCACUGGACAUAUCUAUGUCCAUUGGAUCCAAUGGACAAGUGGAAUGUCCAUUGGACAUAUGCAUGUCCAAUGGAUCCAUUUGAUCCAAUGGACCAUUGGACAUACUCCCUUUGCCAUCUCACAGGCCUGCUUACCUGCAUGGGGUCGAUGCCCACAUAUUACGUCAUUCGAAAUAACUUAUUUACUCCACAACCAAAUGUCCAGUGGACAUAUUCCUGUCCAUUGGAUCCAAUGGACAAAUCAAAUGUCCACUGGACAUAUCUAUGUCCAUUGGAUCCAAUGGACAAGUGGAAUGUCCAUUGGACAUAUGCAUGUCCAAUGGAUCCAUUGCAUCCAAUGGACCAUUGGACAUACUCCCUUUGCCAUCUCACAGGCCUGCUUACCUGCAUGGGGUCGAUGCCCACAUAUUACGUCAUUCUAAAUAACUUAUUUACUGCACAACCAAAUGUCCAGUGGACAUAUUCCUGUCCAUUGGAUCCAAUGGACAAAUCAAAUAUCCACUGGACAUAUCUAUGUCCAUUGGAUCCUUAUGCCUGUCCAUUGGAUCCAAUGGACAAAUCAAAUGUCCACUGGACAUUUCAAUAUGUCCAUUGGACAUCUUGCAGAGGUAUUGGACAUUAA
Paramuricea clavata is the source of this 981-nucleotide messenger RNA. Lineage: Eukaryota; Metazoa; Cnidaria; Anthozoa; Malacalcyonacea; Plexauridae. The record is from the annotation of a GenBank genome assembly.